Poecile atricapillus (Black-capped chickadee) is the source of this 1152-nucleotide messenger RNA. RefSeq names its product basic proline-rich protein-like. The record is from RefSeq and is a predicted model, not a curated record. Lineage: Eukaryota; Metazoa; Chordata; Aves; Passeriformes; Paridae. The transcript is spliced from 3 exons. Bases 1 to 1152 code for a protein of 383 amino acids.
AUGGGGCUGGCGGAAGGGAAGGGGUGGCUGAGGUUUCAUUUCCCCGCGGAGCUGUGUGGGUUCCUCCCUGGGGAACACAGCCCGGGCCGUGUCCUGCUCCAUGGGGUGGGUGUGGGGUGGGUGCAGCACGGCUGGGGCUGCCCUGGGGACCCGGCCCCUUUCACAUUCCCUGCUGCGCUCUGCAGCCCGAGUGGGGAGGUUUCUGUGACCCAGCCCGGCUCUGGGGGAAGGAAAUCGGCUGCGGCCAAGGAAAGGAAACCGCUCGGUUUCCCCUCCGCGUCUGCGAGGGCAGCCGGAGCAGGGUGGGGAUGGGAGGGGAAGGCGGCAGCUCCUUCCUUCCAUGUGCUCUGGGCCAGGGAAGCGUGUCCUGGGCACUGUCUGCUCCAGCCGCGCCUGCCCGGGGCUCUCCCGGCUCCCUCCCGGCCGUGCAGUGCGGGACAGCAGCCACCGUGGGGAGCUUCCAUCCCGCAGGAUGGCCGGGCACGACCAGGGCAGGAGUGUCCCCUGCCCGCGGGGACACAGCCGGGAGCUGUCCCCUGCCCGCGGGGACACAGCCGGGAGAUAUCCCCUGCCCCUGGGGACAGACACAGCCAGGAGUGUCCCCUACCCGCGGGGACACAGCCGGGAGCUGUCCCCUGCCCGCGGGGACACAGCCAGGAGUGUCCCCUGCCCCUGGGGACAGACACAGCCAGGAGUGUCCCCUGCCCCUGGGGACAGACACAGCCAGGAGCUGUCCCCUGCCCCCGGGGACAGACACAGCCAGGAGCUGUCCCCUGCCCCCGGGGACAGACACAGCCAGGAGUGUCCCCUGCCCCUGGGGACAGACACAGCCAGGAGUGUCCCCUGCCCGUGGGGACACAGCCAGGAGUGUCCCCUGCCCCUGGGGACAGACACAGCCAGGAGCUGUCCCCUGCCCACGGGGACACAGCCAGGAGAUGUCCCCUGCCCGCGGGAGAUGUCCCCUGGCUCCUUGGGGUGGACAGGGGACAGCUGGAGCCUCGGGACAGGGCUGGGGGCAGCAGGGCUGGGGGGCAGGGGGGCAGUGAGCAGGGGGGCAGGGGGCAGGGGGGCAGUGAGCAGGGGGGCAGCAGGGCCGGGGGCAGCAGGGCCGGGGGGCAGUGGGCAGGGGGGCAGUGGGCAGGGGGGCAGUGA